ACUUCUCACAAACAUACCCAAGCAAAAAUGGAUAUCGACGAUACCCCUGACUUGAAGGAGCCAAAAGCUGAGAAAGCCGCGCACGAAGUUCUUCCGGAUAUAACAGGAUUCACCACGGACAUACUCUAUGCGAGAUACGAAGAGCUCUGGUUUGAGGAUGGAAACGUGAUAGUUGUUUCGCAUGACGUGACAUUUAAGUUGCACGCGGGUGUUCUCAAGCGACACUCAAGUGUAUUUCGGGAUUUGCUGAACGAAAAGAAGGCUACCCAAGCCGAAAUAUAUGAGGGAUGCCAAGUACUACGGUUGACAGACAGGGUUGGUGAACUCGCUGAGCUGUUCUUCAUUAUGUACGACGGUGGCAGCAGGGGCUUCUUCGACUGGCGGAAACCCGUAGACUUCACAGAUCUGCGCAGGGUCACUCUCACUGCAGUCAAAUACAACGUCGAGCACAUCAUCAGAGAGACCAUCGCGCGCCUCGAAGUUCCCUUCCCCGUCAUUUUCGACAGCACCCGCGUCGAGAGCAGCGCCUACAUCGGCGCACGCCCGGGCUAUCCCGUCCACUGCGCCCCCGAUGAUUGCAUUGGUGCCGUGGCACUCGCGCGGGCGAUCAAUGCGACUCACCCACCCGCGUUCAUCGUCAUGGCGCUCUACCAGUGCAGCCAGCAAACACCCGAAGGGCUCUUCGAGCCCGUGCAGUACGACGGCGAGCGCGUCCCGCUCCCCCGCGAUGACCUCGUGACAUGUGUGUCCACGCCCGACCGCCUGCUUGAGGCAAGCCGGAAGGUAAAAAGCCCCGUGCUCGACGCGCUCGAAAGUCCGCGCUGCGCAGCUCAGGCAUGCCACGCUAGCCUCGCACGGCUCGUAUGCGACUGGGUGCGCGAGGGCAAGCUCCCGGACUUUGCGCCGCUCAAUGCCUGCGACGUGCUCUUCCAGAAGCAUGCGCAGAAGUAUCCCGACUGUAGGCUUUGUGACUCCUGCGCCGCAGAGCUCAUGGACGCGAUCGACGAGCGGCGGCGCGAGGUGUUUGAUGACUUGGGCAAGGUAUUCAACGUCCCCGGCUGGCCUGUACAGACUGAAUCGUGAAUAUUAUGUAAUGUGGAUCAUGUCUUGACUGUAAUUCUCGAUAACAAUCUAUCUGCACGAG
This is a messenger RNA of Phanerochaete carnosa HHB-10118-sp, 1144 nucleotides long. RefSeq lists its product as uncharacterized. Lineage: Eukaryota; Fungi; Basidiomycota; Agaricomycetes; Polyporales; Phanerochaetaceae. Bases 28 to 1083 code for a protein of 351 amino acids. The transcript has 2 exons. The record is from RefSeq and is a predicted model, not a curated record.